Messenger RNA from Nyctereutes procyonoides (raccoon dog), 7200 nucleotides. It is a transcript of the gene CCDC93, whose product is annotated as coiled-coil domain containing 93. The transcript has 25 exons. The record is from RefSeq and is a predicted model, not a curated record. Bases 428 to 2155 code for a protein of 575 amino acids. Lineage: Eukaryota; Metazoa; Chordata; Mammalia; Carnivora; Canidae. Gene Ontology annotation, biological process: Golgi to plasma membrane transport.
GCGGCCGCCGCGCUCCCGGCCCCGGGUGGCGGCGGCGGCGGCGGCGGCGGCGGAGGAAGUUCCCGCUUCGCCUCCACCCCGGUAGCAGCUUCGCGGCCGGGGACAGCUUCCCCCGACGCCCCGCAGACCUUGCUGCCGCCGCACGCCUGUCCCAGGACCAUGGGGCUGCCCAGGGGCCCGGAGGGCCAGGGGCUCCCGGAGAGCUAGCAUAGUGUACUCGAUUCUGGAAAGAAAUGGAAUCCACACCGCACCUCUUCCCCGCUCCUAAGCAAGCGUGUGGCAGGAUCGAUUGCUUGACUCGGUAGAAACAAGAGAAGAUGAAGAACAAAAUGUCAAGCUAACUGAAAUUCUGGAGCUUUUGGUGGCAGCUGGGUAUUUCAGGGCAAGAAUUAAAGGUUUAUCACCUUUUGACAAGGUAGUAGGAGGAAUGACUUGGUGCAUUACCACUUGCAGCUUUGACAUAGACGUUGAUUUGCUCUUUCAGGAAAACUCUACAAUAGGACAAAAAAUAGCGCUAUCAGAAAAGAUCGUCUCAGUCCUGCCAAGGAUGAAGUGUCCACACCAGCUGGAGCCCCACCAGAUCCAGGGCAUGGAUUUUAUUCAUAUAUUUCCUGUUGUUCAGUGGCUGGUGAAGCGAGCUAUAGAAACAAAGGAAGAGAUGGGCGACUACAUCCGCUCCUAUUCCAUAUCCCAGUUCCAGAAAACCUACAGUCUCCCUGAGGAUGAUGACUUCAUAAAGAGGAAAGAAAAGGCCAUCAAGACAGUCGUUGAUCUUUCAGAUGUCUACAAGCCCCGUCGGAAAUACAAACGCCAACAGGGAGCAGAAGAGCUGCUUGAUGAAGAAUCUCGAGUCCAUGCAACGCUUUUGGAAUAUGGCAGGAGAUAUGGAUUUAGCCGCCAGAACAAAACAGAGAAGGCCGAGGACAAGAAGACAGCACUUCCCACAGGACUCUCAGCUUCAGAAAAAGCUGAUGCCCAUGAGGAGGAUGAGCUUCAAGCUGCUGAAGAGCAGCGUAUUCAGUCACUGAUGACCAAGAUGACCGCCAUGGUGAAUGAAGAGAGCCGCCUCACCGCCAGCUCCGUGGGCCAGAUCGUGGGACUCUGCUCUGCCGAGAUCAAGCAGAUUGUGUCCGAGUAUGCAGAGAAGCAGUCUGAGCUGUCAGCCGAAGAAAGUCCAGAAAAAUUAGGAACCUCCCAACUACAUCGUCGAAAAGUCAUCUCCUUGAACAAACAGAUUCUGCAGAAGACCAAACAUCUGGAAGAGCUGCAGGCAAGUCAUACCAGCCUACAAGCCAGAUACGAUGAAACAAAGCAAACUCUGACAGAGCUGAAGAGUUACAGUGAGAAACUGGACAAAGAACAAGCAGCCCUGGAGAAGAUAGAAUCCAAAGCUGAUCCAAGUAUCCUGCAGAACUUGAGAGCACUCGUAGCCAUGAAUGAAAAUCUGAAAAGUCAGGAACAAGAGUUUAAAGCACAUUGUCGAGAGGAGAUGACACGGCUGCAACAGGAAAUUGAGAACCUGAAAGUUGAGAGAGUGCCAGGCGGAGAUGAAAAGACCCUGUCUGCUGGAGAGCCACAUGGUACCCUAACCCCUGUGAUGACUCAUAAUGAAGACCUAGACAGACGGUAUAACAUGGAGAAAGAGAAACUUUACAAGAUCCGUUUACUACAGGCUCGAAGAAAUCGAGAAAUAGCAAUUUUGCAUCGAAAGAUUGAUGAAGUACCCAGCCGAGCUGAGCUAAUACAGUAUCAGAAGAGAUUUAUUGAACUCUACCGCCAGAUUUCAGCAGUGCACAAAGAAACCAAGCAGUUCUUCACUUUAUAUAAUACUCUGGAUGAUAAAAAGGUUUAUUUGGAAAAAGAGAUUAGCUUGCUGAACUCAAUUCAUGAGAACUUCUCACAAGCCAUGGCCUCCCCUACUUCCCGGGACCAGUUUUUACGUCAGAUGGAACAGAUCGUAGAAGGAAUUAAGCAGAGCAGAAUGAAGAUGGAAAAGAAGAAGCAAGAGAACAAAAUGAGAAGAGAUCAGUUGAACGACCAGUACUUGGAACUGUUAGAAAAACAGAGGCUGUACUUUAAGACUGUGAAGGAGUUCAAGGAGGAGGGCCGCAAGAAUGAGGUGCUGCUGUCCAAGGUGAAAGCCAAGGCCUCCUGAAAAUUCCUAGACAUCAGCGUAUGUCACUGAUUUUUUUUUUUAACUCCAUAUAGCAACCCCAAGAUGGAGAGAGAUGGUUCUGAACACUACAGUAGAGACGCAAGUGUCAUAAUCUCAACACCUGGAUAUUUUCUUUCUCCCAUCUGCUUCCAUUUCAUCUCUCUGUUGUUGACGGAAUCAGGCAGUGUAAACAUGAUGGCUUGGAUAACACCUCUUCUCCUGUGAAGAAACACAAGCAGUUUUUAUUCUGUAUCAGUUCAACUUUUAUUUCUCCAGUAACAUCACACAUAUGAAGGUACCUGUAUUUGUAUGGACUCUCUGAAUAAAAAGGAAUUCAUUUGUUCAGCAGAUGUUAAUUGAGCAACCAGUGAGAAGUAAGCACUGAGGGAAACAGAGGUAUUAAACCCAGGCCCUGCAUCUCAGGCAUCCAGCAGGUGGCCCGGGGAGCAGAAACAGCCCACUUGACCUCAGAGCUUGGUCGCCUGAGAUAGAUAGAUGAUAGAUAGAUAGAUAGAUAGAUAGAUAGAUAGAUAGAUAGAUAGAUGGAUGUUAGAUUUUUUUUUAAGUAAACAAAGGCUUUUAGCUGAAUGACCAGCCCAUGUGAGUGUUGGUCACAUGGGCCCUUCACUCACCCUUGGUGCCUUUUGUUCCUGGCUCCUUGAGAUGCCAGCCAGCAACAAGCAUGAAAGCUCAGUGGCUGCCGUUGAUUUAAUUCUUACACACUACUCGAGUUUCUUUCACCAAAAAUUGAAAACAGGGGCCUCAUAUUGAGGACACCUCCCCAAAUGACCCCUUAAUAUGCCCUCCUUCUCACAUGAGUCCCAGCCAAACGUGGGUGGUCUUGUGCAUCCCUCCUCAUUAUGAGCACACCCUUGUGCUCCACAUUCCAGACAGGUCAUGGACUAAGUGCAGACACAAGACACACACCAGUCAGUGAGGUCCAGGGCAGUAUGUGGUAAAUGCCAGAGCAACUGGCCAUGAGCAGGAACCAGAGGACAUUGGAGGAAGAAGAGCAGGGAGGUGUGCAGAAACCCAGGAUACUUCGUGGGGGAGGUAGGAUUGCAAAUGAACGGGGAGUUGCAUUUUAAUAAACAGAGAUAGGUGGGAAGGCCCCUUUGGAUAAAGUACGACUGUAAUUAGAAACUGAAAAGCGCAUAGGGGGAGAGUACCAGCAUGCUUGUUGGGAAAGGAGAGGUCAGGCCUGUCUCUGCAGGAAAGGCAGACUGGAGGCCUCAGGAAAUGAGCAGUCCAAACCAGACAUGGAGCCCCUCCCGCCCUGGCAGCCCAGGAUCUGGCAACACAGCCAGGUUCAGUUAACCCCAGUGUGACGUUUGUGCUUCGUUCUGUGUAAACCUCACACACAGACUGCUCAGCAACCUCUGACCAUGAAAAAUAAAAGCUGAUGCAUGUCAGGCAAAUAAGGGCAUUUGGUACAGUCAUGGGAACAUCAUGCUCACUUUUAACUCUCUAAUGUCUGCAUUAAGUAAAUCUGACAUGGGCACACCUAAAAAAAUCUCAUGCCAGAUUACCAACAGCCAUUGGUUUCUGUGCCCGGGAGCAAGGCCGGUCUGCUGAGCAUGGCUGCCCCCAGAGCUGAGAGGAAGCAGCAGAGGUUGAAGUGGUGCUCCCCGUGUGCUCAGCAUGCCCCUCCUGGGCCAGGUACAUCUUCCUCAGCGGCUCCCAUGGCCACGGUCAUCUGCAGACUGAUUUUGAAAGGGGCCUGUGAAGUUGAAGCUAGUGCUUGCUAGAAAGCAGGUGGCACUCUGAGGGCAAGGGAGGGGACAGCAGUGUAACUACAGAAUCUUCCAGGUUCAGGGAAACAUCGAUGUUUUCUUGUUGAGAAACUCUUAGACCCCACUCCCUAGCAACGUUUUGAGUGGUUAUGAAAUUGUCUAUUUGUCCAAAGGCGGUAGGGAGGAGGAGUGGGUUAUAUUCUGGGGCUCUGUAGCCCGCCUCUCUGCUAUCAGGGAAAGUAUGCCGUGACUAAUCCAAAGCAACUACUUAAUAACCCUUUUUAAAAGUGAGGGCAUCUAUUGGGCUAUGUUUCCAAAGUAUUUCAUUUGAUUUGGUUUUGGUAUAGGAGUUAUCAGAAGAUCUCUUUUCCCCUUAUAAUCCACAAAGCCUAAUACAGAUAACAAAUUCAUUCCUAUUCCUUGGACACAUCUUAAAUUAGACUGCCGGAGGCAGUUUUGAGAACUGCAUGUUUGCCACAGAUGACCUCCAGCGUGGAUGGUGCCUUUGUGAGUAAUUAGGACAGCAAGCGUGCCUUAUAGUCAGGCCUUACAGGCUGAAGUGAUGCCCCAAAGGCCCCCUUCAUUUCAGAAGCCACUCAGGAGAGUGCCUCCCAGGACAUCUUGUGUGCCCAGAGUAUGGCUGGGUAUUGAGCUAAGUGCAGAGACUUUUCUGGAUUAAAAUAAAAAAUGCCUAAGUUACUUUUAUGAAAUGUGUGCUUCCGGAGGAAUGAGGUUUCCCCGGGAAGCCUUUAGCCACCCCCUUCUGUCAGAGCCGUGAGCUUGCUAACAUGGCAGCCUUCCCGGGGCCGGCCGCCCAGGACCCUAGCACUCUCUGCCAGCAUCUGCAUCGGGCACCACCUCCCUACACGCGUCUCAUGGAGUACCCGGGGCAGCCUUGAUCUAAACCAAAAUCAGAGCUGCUGAGCAGUACAGACUAGAGGACCACAAGGUGUCUAGGAAGACAUUUGGAUGUAUUUCUUCUUGUCCUUGCCCUGGAUUCGGUCUCAUGGGUCCCUGGGGUCAGCUCAUUGUACUAGAGUGAGAUGCCAAAUGUUAGAGAACACUGCCAAGAUGAGACGUUGGAGUGAGUUUCCUUUUUGAACAGAGAGGGCAGAUUGCAGGUUUGUCGGGCCUGAGUUCUUGUUAGGGUCUCGUGUAUGAUUUUCACUGGGUUCGGUCCAUUGCCCAUAUUCUGUGGGUAGCCACGCCCUGCCAGUGUCUACUGAAGCAGGACCAGAAGGCCGGGGAGCUGGUACAGACAGCAGGCCUUGCUCAGGCUGAGGAAGCACUCCUUGGCAAGCAGUGUAGUAGCCCUUGGGACCUCCCAAACCAGGAGCAGAGGACGGGGCAGUCCUCAGGCAGCCCUCUACUACCUGGCAAAGCACCAUCCCCGUGAUCUCUGGUUGAAUAUCGAUGGAUCACAUCUGUAGUGACCAAAGCAGACCUGCCAGAAAAGGCACUAUGGACCAUAGGCACGCGUGGCUGGUAAACAUGGGCCGCCUUGAUUUCUGUCACCUGGACGUGGCCUUGUCUUGCCCUCUCUACAGGUGACUGGUGUACAUGGGAAGUAGAUAUGCUAGCAAUAAACUUUAACAGGUACUUCGGCUGAGGCUGAGGGGCAGUGUUGGUUUGAAGCGUGCUUUGAGGAAGAAUAGUAAGGAAGCGCUUACUUGCGUCCGGGGUUGACUUCAAGGUACAAGCACAUCUGACUGCACAGCAGUCCAGUGAAGAGCCCCAGCAUGGUGAGGUGCCCAUCGUCUGUCUGUGUGCCUGGGCACUAGUCAGGUGGGGUGCCUUAUUGGAAGCAUCCUUGGAGCCCCCCAGGCCUUCUCUCAAUCCUUUUCCCCAAGUCCAGAGCAUUUCUUCUAAUAGCACAUAGCGACAGGCUGAAAAAUACUAUGUAAAAAAUCAUGUUGUCAGGGUCCCCACUCUUCUCAUGAUAAAUGUAUGAAAGCGUUGAGGGGAUCUGGUAACUGGACUAUGGCUCAUUUGACAGUGUGGGGAAUACCACGUCAGUUUUCCACAUCAGCCUUACAUCAGUUCCUCAAAUGCGCCGAGCUCACACCUGCCCAUGGCUGUUGUCCUUGCUGCUUCCUGGACCACUGUCCAUUUGAGGUCAUGGGCAGUGGCUUUCCAGGCAGCCUGACCCGCUACAGACCCACUCGGUGUCUGCCUGCGGCCUCGAUCGCACUCUGCCUUCUCCGCUGUUGUCUCCCUUGGUGGCACAUGCUGCUGUUUGAUCGCUUAGUCCUUUGUGAAGUCUGUUGCCUGCCCACCCCACUCCAGUGGAAGUGUAGUGGAAGCAGGGACCUUGCGGUCCCCCCAGAGUCUGGCUCGGGUCAUUGGCCAGCAAAUUCUGGUCGGAUAAAAGAGCUUCUCUAAAUUGCAACUUGCAUCUCUGGAUUAGCAGAGUUUAGACUGAAACUUUUGUCUGCUUUAUGCUGUGUUUGCAUACGGUGGACGGUUUUAUUCAGCAGCUUGAGAAUCUCAGUGUGUUUGUUAUACUCUAACCUCUAAGGUUCGGAUGUCAGAGGUGUCAGGGGUCUCAAGCCUUUCAAAGAAAUCACCUUCCACGUGUGAUUUUUCUCCCCAGACAGAAGGAAAGAGAGAGGGAACACGCAGAUGUCAGAGAUUAGAUCAUGUUUUGGCUCAAAGUGUGUCAUGAACCUAAGGGUAACUUGACGGGUUGAAAUGACUCAGCCAAUGAAACCAGGAAGUAGGGAGCAGCACUGGGAUGUGGUGUUGGCAGAAGUAUGAACAGUACAAAUCCAUGGAGGACAGUUGGAUAAUAUCAAUGAAAAGUACAAAUGCACAAGCUUUCUGAGCCAGCAAUGCUGCUUCUAGGAAUUGUUUCCAUAUAUGAGGAUUUUUACUGCAGCAUUAUUUGGAAUAGCAAAAAGAUGGAAACUACCACCAACGUAGGACAAUGGUUCAAUAAAUUAUUGGUGAAUCCAUACAAUGGGAUGUUAAACUUAAAAGAACAGAGUCACACUGUAUGUACUGCCAUGGGAUGAUCCCUAAGGUGCAUGGUUCUUGGUAUAGUAGGGUUUGUUAUUAACAAUGGGAAGGGGAUGGAGAAAAAUGUGUGUCAGUGGGUGGACACGUGUGUGUAUGUGGUGUAGACAUGCUCAUCUGUCAUGCAUAUCUGCAUAUGCCUAGACUGUCUGAGAAGAUACACAGGAACCUGACAGCUUUGGUUGCCUCUGGGAAGAGGGGUGGGAAUUACUUUUCACUGUAUAUCUUUUGUACCUUUUGAAUUUUAUACCAUGUACAUGUAUUAUCUAUUCAGAUAAUAAAGUUUUUAAAUUUUAA